Messenger RNA from Syngnathoides biaculeatus (alligator pipefish), 5027 nucleotides. RefSeq names its product WASH complex subunit 2C (gene washc2c). NCBI's taxonomy places the organism in Eukaryota, Metazoa, Chordata, Actinopteri, Syngnathiformes, Syngnathidae. Gene Ontology annotation, molecular function: retromer complex binding; phosphatidylinositol phosphate binding. Gene Ontology annotation, biological process: protein localization to endosome; retrograde transport, endosome to Golgi. The record is from RefSeq and is a predicted model, not a curated record. Bases 152 to 4342 code for a protein of 1396 amino acids. The transcript has 31 exons. Gene Ontology annotation, cellular component: early endosome; WASH complex.
GACCGCAGUCAGGUGACUGUCUGCAGACAGAACAUGGCCGACCUGUCAGAAGACCAAUGAGGGAAAGGCCACGCUUAGCACAUUCGAUCAUUUGUUCGGCGUCCUUUCUCGCUGCGGUUCGAAGCGGUUCUUCGUGUGAGGCGUUCUCGAGAUGAACGGGAUGGCAGAUAGGAUGUCGAACGGUCCGAAUGGGAGUGAGGACGUCGGAAACGAUGCGAAGGUUUGGGAGAGGCCGUGGAGCCUUGAAGAGAUGCGACAGAACAGCGCCAACUGGUCGCUCGGAGCUGACUCGGGGCUCUUAUUGUUCCUUCAAGACUUCUCUCAGAAAAUGUUGUCCAGGACGCACGAGAUCGAGAAGCAGCUGGACAGCUUGAUCCGUGACACCAAGGCCACGGACAGCAGCCUGCACUCGGUCUUUAACGACUUCCUCAUGCUCUCCAACACGCAGUUUAUAGAGAAUAGAGUGUACGAUGAAGAGGAUGAGGAACCCACGCCGAAGACUGACGUUGUGGAUAAGCAGCCUGAUCAGAAAACACGUGAGCAGAAAGAAGCCGAGCUCAUCCCCAAGAUGCAGGAAGCGGUGACUUACGGCUUAAAAGUGCUGGAGUCCGCCUUCGAGCACCUGGACAUCAAAGCGGGAAACUCGGACUCCGAGGAUGAGGAGGCCAACGACAGAGUGGAAGCGAUCCUGGAGCCCAAGGAUCUGUACGUGGACAGACCGCUCCCGUUUUUGAUUGGCUCUCAGGCCUUCAUGGAACAUGAGGAUGUCGGCCUUGGCGACCUGUCUAGCGACGAACUGUCAGUGGACAGCGAGAGAGACAGCGUAAUCGACAGCGACGAUGGCAAAGAUGCAGAUAAUUCAGAUGAGGACUUUAUCCACGGGGAGGAUGAUGUUCACCAUAGUAUGAAGAAGAAGUCAUCUAUGUUGAGCUAUGAAGAGGAUGAAGAUGAUUCUGAUAUAUUUGGGGAAUCGGACAAGGAGGAGGAGGAGGAUGCAAAGAGCGCAGGCCCGUCGUCCUUUGCAGAUGAGUUGGUCGCCAGGAUCAAGGGUGAACUGGUCAGCAAGCCAACAGGAGAUCGAGCCUCGCUAUCAUCAAGGAAGAAAAGUAACAGCAGAAAAGAAUCAAAGCAUGCGGACAUUGAUGCCGAAGACGACAGUGACGACAUGUUCAAACCUCCGAAAAUGGACUAUGACGACGACGAUGACGACGACGACGAUUUCUCGCCGUUUGGGGGGAAAAGUGGCCUCUUCAGCGGAGGGAAAGGCCUCUUUGAUGAUGACGAUGAAGGUGAUCUGUUCUCUGACGCACCAAAGCUUCCUGUGCCCAAACAGGAUAAGUCGCCAAAUGAAAGUUUUAAGAGCGCCGCUCGAGUCGCAGAACCUGACAAAACCGUCAAGAAAAUUCCACCCGAUGCCAUUUCAAAAUUUCCAGACAAUAGCCUCUUUGAUCCAAUUGGUGACGUCAAGGAGAGCCGAGAGAACGGCGCACCGACCGCAAAGGCCCACGUCACCGCGAAACCGGCCCCUGUCCUUGGCGGGCUGUUUGAUGAUGAGGAUGACGCCGAUGAUGACUUCUUCGGGGGUAAAAGCACCAAAAACCCAUCUGCUGCCGCACAGGAAAAAUCCAAACCCAAAAAGGUGCCGGACCUUUUUGCCGAAGAUGAUGAGGACGGGAACAUAUUUAGCGAGAAGGCAUCUCAGAGCAAGAAGGUGGAGGAGACCGUUAAACCGCCUGAGAAGAAGAUGCUUGCAGGUGCCAUCUCCAUGUUUGGUCCCGGCACGCAAAACAUCCUCUCUGAGGGCCUGAAGAAACGUCAGCCCUCCCCCAGUGAGGAGCCUGAGAAAUCAGAGAAGAAUGCAUUAGUUCCAGAGAGUGGAACUGUUGUCACUCAGACCCAGAAACACACGACAAGUAGCCUCUUCUCUGAUGACGAGGACCCACAAAUAUUCCCAACGAUCCCCUGGAGUCAGUCUAACGCUCAUACGACAAGUCAGAGCAGAACCAACAAGCACAAUGUGUCCUUAUUCGAUGAUGAUGAAGAAGAGGAUCUUUUUGGCUCUGCCUCCAAGUCAAAGCCAAAGCCCAGUGCAGCUAAACCACCACAAGAAAGUAAAGUUAUCACCAGCUCGCUCUUCAGCGAUGAUGAGGACCAGUGGAUCAGCCCCAAAGCAACCGUUUCCAAGCAGGAGAACAAGACGGCAGGAAUUAAAUCAAGUACUAGCGCCCCCUCCAGCCUCCCCAGUGUAGCAGCGUUGCAGAAAAGCAGUCUCUUUGACGAAGAUGAAGAUGACCUGUUCGCUCCCGCUAAAGAGUCGAGCCAGAAGAAAACCCAGAAAGGUUCUCUUUUGUUUGACGAUGAGCACGAUGAGGAUGAAGGUUCCUUGUUUGGAGUCAAAACCGAUGACAGCGCAAAUGCAGCCGCGAAACCCAACUCCUCGUUAAAAAACUCACCAGACCCUGCGGACGCGAAGAAAACUGUGAAACAGAAGCCGUCAGUGCCACAUAAACCAACGGUGAAGCCCCCCGAGACUUUGCCGCCGUCCUCUGAGACCACUGAAAGUAGAAAGAAGCCCGUCGGAGCCGUCAACCUCUUUGGGGGCAUCGACGUUCUGGCCCAAAAACGGGCAAAGAGCGCGUUGGAUGAAGAAGACGACGACGACGAUUACGAUGGCCCGCCGCCAAAUGUUAAGACGCAAACCAAAGUCAAAAGGAACACUCUCAGUCUGUUUGAUGACGACGAAGAUGAGGAUGAGCAGGAUCCCAUCUUCGCCCCCAGUAAACCUACACCCAGAAACACUGCAAAGACCGUCGAGGAGCAUCUGCAAGCAAAGAGCUCUGGCGUGUUUCUGGAUGAGGAACUGCUGUUUAGUCCCACCCAGCAGAAGGACAAUGAUCUUGAUGUCGACCUCUUUGCCACCCCGGAGAAGACCACAGACAGUAUUUCCGACGCCAAGCUCGGCUCCGUGAAGCCCGCGAUCCAGAGUCUCUUCUCAGAAGUCGAGGAGGAUGGCCUGUUCGGCUCCAGCAAGCCUCCAAAAGUAGCAGAUGAACCCAGCACAUCUAAAGACAGCACGCCGCUAGUCAGUCCCGAACCAGUCUUCGAUAUACAGAAAUCUGCACCAAGUCCUGUAAAACCAAAAGAACCGUCAUCAAGGAUUGGCAAACUUCAAGCGAGUCUAAAGAUCAACCCCGCCGCAUUUCUCCCUGGCUCGGCCCCCACCAUGCCGGGGUCCAUCAGUGUGCUCCCGGUUAUGGAUCCCAGUUCUUCAUCCGGGGUCUCCAGCUCCAGCAUGAGCCCAAGUCCCGCUACGACGCCAAUUGGAGCCCGAACGGACAGCGAGGCGGGAGUGAGCUUUGACACGCCACUCCAGGUUUCCACGUUGCAAAAUGCAAACAAGGGUCGCGUCAGAGGUUCUGUACGUCGAAGGCCACAGUCCAGAGCGGCAAGGCAAGCGUCUCAAAGAUCGCCGGAGGAACAAGAGGACUCCGCAGCCGAGGAGGCCUCUGUCGCCCCCUCCAGUUCACCUUCAGCUGUCUUUCCCGCACCAAGCCACUCGAGCCAGCCUCGUCCCGUAGAUAACGCCGCUCCAAUUACGUCCUCACCUUUAACUGCUCAACCUCCACCAGCUCAUCUCUCAACCAAGCCUUCGACGCCGACGCUGCCUGUACCCAACCAUACCGAGAAGCAAUACUCCAGGAAGGACGCCGAGGAGGCGCGACCUCCCUUCGAGGAGGUUGACAUUUUUGCUUCCGACGGCCUUUUCGGAUCUAUCACGGACACGCUUCCCGCCAAGAAGGCCGAACGUCAGGCCGGGGCGGGAGGGAAGAAGGACCUAAGCGACCUCCCGUCUAUUUUCGAUGACGACAGCGACGACCUCUUCCGAACGGCGAAACCAAAGACGGCCAAGGUAUCGCCCUUUUUGGAGGACGAUGACGACGACGACGACAUUUUUGGCCUGAAGUCAACGUCCGUGUCCACAAGCAGCAGAGGUGGCAAGAGCGGCAAAAUUUUCCCAAAGCAGGAUAUUUUCAAGGACGAUGUCGUCUUGUCUGGAGCCCACAAAAAGGACAAGGACAAGUUCACGGACGUCAGACUGUUUGACGACAACGUCGAUAUUUUUGCUGACCUGACAGACUCUUUCACACCAAAACAGAAGAUCAAGGCCAAGGUGGCCAGCAAAUCCAUAUUUGAUGACGACAUGGAUGACAUUUUUGCAACAAGCACAGUCAAAAUGGUGACAAAGGCGACUCCGAAAGCAAAGACUUCGCCUCCCCCUCAGGAGACCAACACAGCAGCGGACUCUAGUACCAUAUUUGACGACCCGCUUAAUGCUCGGUAGGAAUUGACGUGAAUUUGUACAAUUGUGGAUUAACUCCUUUAGUAUUGUUUGGUCGCUGAUCCUGCAAGAUGGGACACUUUUGGAGUGAUUAUUGAUAUUCUUAUCAAUAUGAUGUCUUGAUUUUGAGCAUUUUCAAAUUCAUUUGGUUUUUCGCAUUGCAUCAUUUACUAUGUACUGUUAAUAAUACUUACAUACAUGAUAGCACUUUAUGAGCAUACUCUUGUGCUUAGCCUCAGCGCCUAGAGAAAUUAACAGUACAGUAUUUUUUUUUUUUUUUUUUUUGGCUGUGCCACGUUGAGAUUUCCUGUUUAUUUUUCGACGUCAUGUUUUUAAGAGUGCCCCCUGCCUCAUUGUCUGCAGAUUUUUUUUUUCAACAAGAAAUCCAUCCAUUUAACUGUUGCUGUUAUAAAAAGAAAUUUCAUUUUUAUGGACUAAAAUGAAAUAUUUUAUACGAUCUAAAUGUUGUUGUUUUUUGGGGGGAGGCGGAGGAGUUCUGUUUUGACCAGGAAAUCUUUAUUGAAUGAGUAUUAUAAGAAUGCUGUCAAAAUGAAAAGAGCUACUUUCCAAAAUGCAAUAAAUACAUUAUUAUUCUGAGAAAACAAAAGACCUGGAAAUUGUGCAAAUGGUAAUUUGACAAUACUUAAUAAAUGCUUUGGUCUGAACAUGUUCAACAAAGGUUAUGAGG